Hydatigera taeniaeformis is the source of this 318-nucleotide messenger RNA. The record is from the annotation of a GenBank genome assembly. Lineage: Eukaryota; Metazoa; Platyhelminthes; Cestoda; Cyclophyllidea; Taeniidae.
AUGCACGAUUUCCGCCUCCCUUCUCCACCCCAUUCAGUUCUUUUCGCUCGCUGGCUAGCUCGCCCUCCCGCCCGCCCGCCCGCCUGGCUGCCCUCACGAAGGGCGGUAAUUCUUGCGUUGGAGCGCCACGAUCCAGACAAAGAGAAUUGUCGAGGCAGCGCGUCCAACAUCAAACAGGGUUGCGACACACAGACAGCCGCCGCCACCACCUCCUCCGCCUCCGUGAUAGAUUAUCUCUCCACUAAAGACGAACGCGGCGAUGUCGCGCAGUUGAGACCGGAAACAGAAUUCUAUCAGAAAUUCAUUAUUUUACUGUAA